Rhinichthys klamathensis goyatoka is the source of this 2317-nucleotide messenger RNA. RefSeq names its product neurofilament light chain a (gene nefla). The transcript is spliced from 4 exons. The coding region runs from base 128 to 2176 and encodes 682 amino acids. Gene Ontology annotation, molecular function: structural constituent of postsynaptic intermediate filament cytoskeleton. Lineage: Eukaryota; Metazoa; Chordata; Actinopteri; Cypriniformes; Leuciscidae. Gene Ontology annotation, cellular component: postsynaptic intermediate filament cytoskeleton; cytoplasm; intermediate filament. Gene Ontology annotation, biological process: neurofilament bundle assembly. The record is from RefSeq and is a predicted model, not a curated record.
UUGCGUCAGAGCUUCUUUCUGGCUAUAUAAGCUGCACUGACUGCGGUAGGAGCAGCAGAUCAGUGUUUGAAGGCAGUUCGAGCUGACUGUGGUACCGAGAGGCACAGAGCAGCUUGUCCUUGGAGCCAUGAGUGCCGUCGGGUUUGACCCCUACUUCUCGUCCUCUUACAAGCGCUGGUAUGUGGAGAGCAGCCCCCGGGUCUCUCAGCGUGGUCGUUCUCGCACCACGUUCUCCACCCAUACCCCUUCUCUCUCCUCUCGCCUCCACUAUGCCUCCCCCGGACGGAGCUCCGCCGGUCUCCUGCUGAGCAGCGCUGGCCGCUCCGUGGAAAUGGACAUCAGCCACGCUGCCCAGGUAAGCUCCGAAUUCCGGACAGUGCGAACUCAGGAGAAGGCCCAGAUGCAAGAGCUCAAUGACCGCUUUGCCGGUUACAUUGAGCGUGUCCAUGAACUAGAGCAGCAGAACCGUGCCCUGGAGACUGAGCUGCUAAUGCUGAGGCAGAGGCACGUGGAGCCGUCCCGCCUGAGGGGCCUGUACGAGCAGGAGGUCCGCUCUCUGAGAACCGCCGUCGAGGAGGCCCGCAUGGAGAGGCAGGCCGCGCUGAGCCACCGUGAGAGCAUGGAAGAUGCCUUGAGGGGCCUGCAGGCCAGCUACGAGGAAGAGGUGGUUGCCCGUGAGGACAGCGAAGGCAGGCUUCUGGAGGCACGCAAGGAGGCCGACGACAGCACUCUGGCCCAGGUGGAGCUGGAGAAAAAGGUUGAUAUAUUGCUAAAUGAGCUGGGGUUCCUGAAGAAGGUCCAUGAGGGUGAGAUCUCAGAGCUGCAGGCCCAGAUUCAGUAUGGAGCUCAGAUCGCCGUCGAAGCGGAGACCGCCAAGCCCGAUUUGUCCAGCGCCCUGCGGGACAUCAGAGCCCAGUAUGAGAAGCUGGCAGCCAAGAACAUCCAUUCAGCUGAAGAAUGGUUCCGCGGGAAGAUGGGCCACCUGACGGAGAGCGUGGCGCACCACAGUGACGCAAUGAGGAACUCCAAGGAUGAAGCAGGAGAGUAUCGCCGCCAGCUGCAGGCAUGUGUCCUUGAGAUCGAUGCCUGCAAGGGCCUGAAUGAGUCUCUGGAGAGGCAGCUCAGGGAGGUGGAGGACAAGCAGAGCUCAGAGGUUGCUGCCAUGCAGGAUUCAAUCAGUGAUCUUGAGGAUGAACUUCGAGCCACUAAGGGUGAAAUGGCGAGAUACCUUAAAGAGUACCAAGAUCUUCUCAAUGUCAAGAUGGCCCUUGAUAUUGAGAUAGCUGCUUACAGGAAGUUGCUUGAGGGGGAGGAGUCUCGCUUCAAUGUGGGUGUGGGAGGUAUGGUCGGUGCUUACUCGGUUGGUCCUGUCUACUCCCGGCCCAUGUUCUCAAUGUCCAGCAUGAGCUCUGGAGCCCCCUACAUGCUUAGUUCUCGCCUGAUCAGUGCCUCCCUCUCAGCUGAUGAGGUCAUCACAUCCAGUCAAGCUCAAGAAUCUGCAGCCAGUCCAACCCAGGAAGAAGAAGAAGAGGAGAAAGAGGAAGAAGAAAAGGAGGAAGUAAAGGAAGAGGAAGCGGAAGAGGAAGACGAAACAAAGGAGGAAGCGGAAGGCGUUGAACAGGAAGAGGAAGGCGAGGCUGCAGCAGAGGAAGAAGAAAAGGGGGAUGUGGUAGAGGAAGAAAAGGAAGAUGCUAAAGGGGAAGAAGGUGACGAAAAAGAGGGAGACGGGGAAGAGGGUGAGCAGAAAGAGGGAGAGAAAGCUGAGGAGGAGGAAGUGGCUGCACAGGAGGAUACUGAGACAGAGAAAAGUGAGGAGAAAGCUGACACAAGUGCUGAUAAGGCCACAGAGGAGACUGAGACAGACAAGGAAGACACUAAGACAGAAAAAGACAAGGUAGAGAAGGAAAAAAUUGAGCCUAAGGCUGAAAAAGCCAAAGAGGAAGUAGAACCUGAACCAGCCAAAGAGAAAGCCAAAGAGAAGACUGAACCUGCACCUGAACCUGAGUCAAAGGAUAAAGGCAAGGAAGAGCCUGAGAAACCAAAAGCAAAAGAAAAGGUAGAGUCAGAAAAGCCUAAGGUAAAAGACGAUGGUGAGAAAGGCAAGAGUGAGAAAAAGGAAAGUGUGAAGCAGGAAAAGGGAAAAGAGGAGACUGAGAAACCCAAGGGAAAGAAGUAAAAAUGUUGUAUCUAUAACAGCACAAAUACCAGUAGCCUGGCCUGCUUCUCUAGUCUCCCUUCAGUCUGUUACUAUACCAAUGGAGCUCAGAGCAAAUUGCAAUACAAUGUUUGAAACUAAAGUCAACUUAUCAGCUUUUAA